Messenger RNA from Galleria mellonella (greater wax moth), 1771 nucleotides. RefSeq names its product lysosomal acid glucosylceramidase-like. Gene Ontology annotation, biological process: glucosylceramide catabolic process. Gene Ontology annotation, molecular function: glucosylceramidase activity. The record is from RefSeq and is a predicted model, not a curated record. The transcript is spliced from 12 exons. Bases 74 to 1657 code for a protein of 527 amino acids. Lineage: Eukaryota; Metazoa; Arthropoda; Insecta; Lepidoptera; Pyralidae.
CUGAGACAGUAAAUGAUCCCAGUCGUCGACUCGCCGCUAUGCCGAGUGUUUGUGAACUUUACACUGGAUCACAAUGUCGUUAUUCAAUUACGUAGUUAUAUUUAUACUGAUAUCGCUGUGGAUAAACGGUAUAUACUCUGAAAAUCCAUGCGCAGCCCGCCAGAUAAAGGGACAGUCGAUAGUGUGUGUAUGCAAUUCCACUUAUUGCGAUGAAAUCGUAAGAAGUAUACCUAGAGAAGGUACUUAUAUCGCGUAUACAUCAUCUGAGGCUGGUGCUAGAUUCAGGAAAACAACUGGAUUAUUAGGGCCUAAUGAAGAUAGCUUAUUAAGCCACAAUGAAAGCGUAAGGAUAACCACAUUAACAGUGAAUACUGGGAAGGUUUUUCAACGAAUAGAAGGUUUUGGCGGUGCGGUCACUGACGCUGCUGCGAUCAAUUGGAAAAACUUGACCGAUCCUCGGCUGAGACAGAACCUCAUUAAAUCGUAUUUCGGCACUUCUGGUAUUGAGUACAACAUGGUGAGGGUGCCUAUAGGUGGUUGUGACUUUUCCACACAUCCAUACGCUUAUAAUGACGUUCCCGAGUAUGACGCGAACCUCACGCAUUUCAAUUUAACUAGUGAAGAUUAUGAAUACAAGAUUCCGAUGCUGAAAGCUAUAAAACAAGAAUCACGUGCUCCUAUCUACGUUUUAGGGACCACAUGGUCCCCACCGGGAUGGAUGAAGACGAAUCAUGCACUAGUAGGACCAAGUCACCUGCUACCACAAUAUUAUCAAACAUAUGCUGAUUAUCAUUUGAAGUUCGUACAAAAGUACACAGAAGCUGGCAUUCCUAUUUGGGGGAUCACUACUACAAACGAGCCGGUCAAUGGCGACUUUCUUAUUGUAAAAUUCAAUUCUCUCGGUUGGACCGCGAAGAAUAUGGGCAAAUGGAUAGCAGAGUAUUUGGGACCAACUAUUCAAAAUUCUACAUUCAGAGGUCUGAAAAUAUUGGCAGUAGACGAUCAAAGGAUAACUAUACCAUAUUUUUACAGUUUGAUGAUAAAAGAACACCCACAAGCCUUGCAGUACAUAGAUGGUAUCGCAGUACACUUUUACUAUGACAUGCUAUCUCCUCCGGAAUUGUUUUCAUUGAUUGCAAAACAUUAUCCAGACAAAUUUAUUAUAUCUUCCGAAGCAUGUGUAGGUAACUAUCCGUGGGACAUCCAGAAAGUGAUAUUAGGAUCUUGGCAAAGAGCUUAUACUUACAUCCAUGAUAUCUUUCAAGAUCUCAAUUACAACUUAGUUAGCUGGUUGGAUUGGAAUUUGUGCUUAAACAAGGAAGGUGGACCGAAUUGGGCUGGCAACAUGGUCGACUCUCCUAUCAUAGUAGACACGGAGAACGGAGAAUUUCUGAAGCAGCCAAUGUUCUACGCGAUGGGCCAUUUCUCGAAGUUUGUACCGAGAGGGUCGAGAAGAGUCGAGGUUAUGGAAUCGAAACCGUUUUAUUAUCGGUCGCUACUUCAUGUAGCGUUUCUUACUCCAAAUAAUACUGUGACUACUAUUGUUUAUAACAAAGACUGCUUCAAUAGAACAGUUAAAGUGAAGGUGGGCAACUAUCAAGAGGUACUACUGAGUUUGGAAGCAAAAUCUAUUACUACGAUAGAGAUUCCUGUUUGAUAAUUUUAAUACAUAACUUACUCGUAUAUAGAAUUGGAUGAUUCAGUUGCGUAAAUAUAUAUGACCACUUAGUUCCUUAUAGAUUAAGAUUAUUAUUAAAGUUUUUCUUUUUUA